AUGUCGGCGGUCCAAGAACAGUCCCAGCCUCUGUUGCGGUCGGUGGAUGCUCCAAAUCAGCCAGAUGCUGGCGCACCACGAAAGAGGAGGAAGCGUGCCCCGGCUGCUGGAGCGCCCGAUGACUGCUUUACAUGCGCUACCCGCAAGGUCAAAUGCGAUCGCCGGAGACCAUAUUGCUCCAAGUGCCUGGACGACGGGAAAGAUUGUGCCGGAUACAAGACCCAGUUGACCUGGGGAAACGGCGUCGCAAGUCGCGGCAAGUUGCGCGGCUUGUCGCUACCAGUUGCUGGGGCUCAAAACUUCGCCGCUGCUCCCACUUCGCCCCCCAAAUCAAGACGGCGAGGCUCUCAGCAACCCCAGAAAUCUCAGUUUCAUGGUGACGCUGGGCAGACUGUCUCGUCAGCUCCGUGGCCAACGAUCUUGGCUUGCGGCCCUACCUCUGUAAACAGCAGCAAUGCUGAGUCCAAUUUCCAUCAACACACCUCGUCAUUCCCUAUGCCUAUUCCGCACGCAACAGCAUCCUGGGCGACGGCAAGGCCGGCAACGACCGCGCCGGCUUCCACUGCCAUUGAGAUAGAGAAAGCAGACUCGUCCGAUCCAUCUAACGCUCCCGGCUAUUUGACAUCCCCUCCUCUCCCUGGUCAUCAAUUCUCCAACGGCUUCAAAUCGGAUGUUGGAUAUGGUGGAAGUCUUUCGUCUCGCUCAUAUCCCGAUACUUCUCCUGGGCCCACAUACUUUCAACGGGUUUUGAGCCAUGAGACUCUAGACGCACGAGGUCCAUCACGCGCUUUCCCACCCUCCCCUCAUAUGCCCACACCUUAUGCCAGGCUUUUUUCUGAUCACGACGCGCUCCCAGUCUCGGCAACUCCAGAAACGCGUCAUGAUGCUAAUGAUCGCUAUUCUCGAUUGCCUCCUUUCCAGGAGGACUCGGUAAUCACUGACCUCGACAAGCAUUCUGCCGCUGAAGAGGUGGAUGACGUCAACCGCGCUUACAAUGAUCGGUAUGUCGCGAUCGACGAGGGCUUACUCGUCAUGUCCCCCCGUUUGCCGUCCAACUACAGCCUACCCAUAUCACCCUAUGCUGGUAUGGGUUCCAUUGGAGGCACUCCACGCAUACAGUACUUGAUCAAGUACUAUACAGAAGUCAUCUCACCUGUUAUAGUGGCGUUCGAUGGCCCUUCAAACCCGUACAGGACACAUAUUCUGCAGCUAGCGGCGAGAAGUGAUACACUUCAGCAUGCCAUAGCUGCACUCUCAGCCAGCAAUCUGAGACAACGGAGGGAGAGUGGUGCUCUGUCAACUGGCAAGACUGACCCUGCUAGGCGAUCCUCCUUCGCCCACUUGACCCUGACCCGUGAGUCGUGGCAAGAAACGAGUAUGUUGUCUCCGCAAGACCAGGCUCGAGAAGAGGCACUGCAUAAAGGGAUUGCUAUUCAAUCUCUCAACAGGCAGCUUGCAGAUCCUGUCCUCCGAAAGGACGACUCAAUCCUGGCUACGCUCUUGAUUUUGUGCCUUUUCCAUAUAUGCGACUCGGGAAUAGCUAAGUUCCAGACUCAAUUCGCCGGUGUAAAGAAAUUGCUUGGCAUGCGUCAACAUGAUCUGGGUCUGGAUACCAAGGAGGCCAAGUGGUUCACGAGGAUGUUUACGUGGUUCGAUGCGAUGACCGCUACGGUCAAUGAUCGCGAGGGACAACUUCAAGGCCAUCACUUGGACGUUUCGGCUUUGUCUGAUGAGGAUUGGGCUUUGGAAAACCUGGCUGGCUGUGAUGGACAGCUGUUCAAGACCAUUGCCAAAUUGGGUCGCUUAAAUGUGCUAAGCCAGGGCAAAUCCGUCGAAGAGACCGCAGCACUUGUCUCGAGGCCCUUGCCACAGAUGUCUUUUGGAGGUAACCUCGACUAUAGCAACUUCGAUGGGAAUGGGUGGAUGAGAAUGAUGGAGGAUGAGGAUCUCUUCUCUUCCAAGACCGCCGACCCAGACGACAAGACACAGUUCUGGCGCGAGUGGAGAGAUAUCCGCCAGACUCUACAGACAUGGCAGCUCGACACCACGAUGUUUGACUCCUCUAGUCCAGAGGCACGGCUACUUUCCCACGAGCAGCGUAUCGACCUUGCCAACAUCUCGGAGUCGUUUCGUUACUCAGCACUUCUUUAUACGGAGCGCCUUGCAAAUCCAAACGUUCCCAGCACGGAUCAGUCGAUCAGAUUUUGGGUUCAGAAGUGCCUGACUUACAUUAAAGCCGUCAAGUCGGACGUGUAUUUACUCUGGCCACUUUUCAUCACAGGAAGCGAAUGCGUUGACGGGAUUGAUCGUCAAGUCAUUCGAGAACGGUGUCUAGAUAUCCAGAAGGAUAGUGGAUUCUUGAAUAACAAGAGCUGCUUGGAGCUGCUGGAGAAGGUUUGGCAGCGUCAUGAUGAGAAAGCACGUGGAUUCUCCCCUGGAUCGGAGAUGAUAAUGGAUUGGAUGGACAAUAGUAAGGACGAAACAGGAUUCAGGUUCACGACCAUAAUGAAAAUGGAAGGAAAUGAAGGAGAGUAUAUCGUGGUCUGA
Exophiala spinifera is the source of this 2547-nucleotide messenger RNA. RefSeq lists its product as uncharacterized. Gene Ontology annotation, molecular function: transcription cis-regulatory region binding; zinc ion binding; DNA-binding transcription factor activity, RNA polymerase II-specific. The coding region runs from base 1 to 2547 and encodes 848 amino acids. The transcript has a single exon. NCBI's taxonomy places the organism in Eukaryota, Fungi, Ascomycota, Eurotiomycetes, Chaetothyriales, Herpotrichiellaceae. Gene Ontology annotation, cellular component: nucleus. Gene Ontology annotation, biological process: positive regulation of transcription by RNA polymerase II. The record is from RefSeq and is a predicted model, not a curated record.